UAGCGGUGGUGUAGCUCGCGUUGUGUAUUAUCUUGGUGCGUGUGUAUGGAUAUAAGGCGAUAUGCCGGUGGGGAGUGCUCUAUACUUUCUGAUAUCAUUCGAAGUGGAGGCGUGUACACAGUCGACACUUAGUAACUCUAGCCUUUUUCAACAAAUUUUCACGAACUACAUUGAGGAAGUCAGCCGACAUGGAUCUCUACAGCAUUAAGAGCAACAUCCAGUACGCCACCCUAAAGACCCUAUCGCUGAUGUCCAUCAGCGUGAUGUCUCCACAGCAAAGCGUCCAGGAACUGUUCCGUACAGCUGACUGCGUCUGCUUCGAUGUGGACUCCACGGUCAUAAAGGAUGAAGGCAUCGAUGAGCUGGCCAAGUUCUGUGGAAAAGGAGAUGAGGUUAAGAGGCUAACUGCUGAGGCGAUGGGCGGCAGCAUGACCUUCCAAGAAGCCCUGAAGAAGCGCUUGGACAUCAUCAGACCAAGCGUUAGCCAGAUUAAAGAAUUCGUAGAAAAAUUUCCAGUGCAACUUACACCUGGUAUUUCACAAUUAGUAAAAGAGCUACACGAAAGGGGAGUGGCGGUGUACCUGGUUUCAGGCGGAUUUAGAAGUCUAAUAGAACCAGUAGCUGAACUACUCAACAUACCAAAGAAUAAUAUAUUCGCCAAUAGGCUCAAAUUUUACUUUAAUGGUGAAUACGCUGGUUUCGACGAGAACGAACCGACAUCCAGGUCUGGCGGCAAGGGGCUAGUGAUCAGGAGGCUGAAGGAGCAGCACGGCUACCAGAGACUCAUCAUGAUUGGAGAUGGCGCCACUGACGCGGAGGCAUGUCCGCCCGCCGAUGGCUUUAUCGGUUUCGGUGGCAAUGUUGUUCGAGAGGAAGUGAAGAAAAGGGCGUCCUGGUACGUCAUCGACUUCACCGAUCUCAUCCAGAACAUUAAAAUUCAAAAAUGAGCGUCUUACCAACACAAAUUGCCUGUGCAUUUGUCAUGUAUCUAGUGCCUUGACGUAAGAUCUGUUUUCGCGUAACAACGUGUCAGAUGCGAGAUGUCUGUAACCCCUCAAACGUAAUAUUAUUGACUUUGGUCUGAUUUAAUCUAAAAUUUUAUAGUUUAUUUUUAAUAUAUUCGUUAUGAAGUUAUUAUAUAGAAAGAUAUAAAAGUAAAGUAUUCAUAAUGUACAUAAAUUAUAUUAACGGGAUUUGACCGACCCAAAUGACUUUAUAAAACACCGCAAAUACUACAGUCUGGCUGCGAUCACGGCGACUGCAAGGACAUUGAAACGUCAGUAUCACUUAACGUAACUUUUUUAUUUAAAUAAAAAAGGUUCGUGUUCAAAGUCCCGUUAAUAUAAUUUAUGUAGUUAUGUGUUCAAAGCGCGAAAGUUUGAAAAACUCUAUACAUAAUGAGUUUAAAAUUAAAAAAAUAUAUAUUUUUAAAUCGGAUUAUUUUAUAUGUUUAAUAGACAUGGUGCUUAUGUAACUUCUAAUUAUGUACAAUUCACGAGAACGAGGUGUAUUUUUGAUUGUGCAUUUAUUCAAAUGUUUAAUUUUUUUGAUACAUUUGACAAUGUGAUGGUACUCUGAGUACAAGUUUUAUUGUUAAGUAUUUCGGAACCUAGUUCCGUAUUUUUAGAAGAAUUUUCUAAAAAAAAUAUGAUAACUGUGUACAUAGUUUUUAAAAUAAAAAUAACUAAAAUGUAUAUUAUAUUAUGUUGUUGUUAUAGCGGCACAAAUAUAUCAUCUGCGAAAAUGUCUACUGUCUAUCUGGUUUAUGAGAGGCUGUAUCUCAUAAAGCCUGAUUGGCUGAUGACAUAUGGACGGACAGAAGGACAGACAGCGGAGUCUUAGUAAUAGGAUCCCGUUUUAUCGUUUGCAUAGUAGGUUAAUUUAUAUUUAUACGAUUAAUAUGAUUAAUUUAUUUAUAGUUCAUAUUGUGGAGGACAAUAGUUAAUUGUAAAUUAAUUCAAAAUGGCUGUGUACUUCUUAUGUUUAAGGAAUAAAUGAUAAGUGUGUUAA
Plodia interpunctella (Indianmeal moth) is the source of this 2010-nucleotide messenger RNA. RefSeq names its product astray (gene aay). Gene Ontology annotation, molecular function: L-phosphoserine phosphatase activity; magnesium ion binding. NCBI's taxonomy places the organism in Eukaryota, Metazoa, Arthropoda, Insecta, Lepidoptera, Pyralidae. The record is from RefSeq and is a predicted model, not a curated record. The coding region runs from base 189 to 947 and encodes 252 amino acids. The transcript is spliced from 6 exons. Gene Ontology annotation, cellular component: cytoplasm. Gene Ontology annotation, biological process: L-serine biosynthetic process; dephosphorylation.